UACACCGCCACAUCCAUCGAAGCCACCAACACACAACCCGGUACACCGGCCAAAUCUACAAGAGGAUGUGCUGCGAGGGUGGGGGAUGGUGACGAUAAUCGGGUAACGACGCUCGUCAACCACUGUACGCGACUGAUCAACACCGUAGUCUUUGUCAACUACUUGCGUGACCUCCUAAACACACCGAAAGGGGAUGUCGCAACCGCCGAGACUGAGAGGGGGGAGUUGCGGUGUGUACAACCUCGAGCUACCGCAGCUAUAUUCAAUGCAAACGUACGACGAGAGUUUGGCAUAGGCUUGCAGUUUAAGACGGUGUAUGAAAUGUGUGCGGCCGACUACGCUGCCAUCAAUGAGAAUGUAGCAAGGCAUACCGUCAAUGUCCUAGCUGACCUAGCCGAGUGUACAGACGUAGAUGCGAUCCCAGGGGCUAUGGAUGCAGUUAUCCAGCAGUGUAUACUACACCCGUCCAACGCAUACACUGGGUCAAAGAUCAAGACUAUGGCGGUGCAGCGGUAUACUGCAUAUCUUACAAAUACACAACUCAUGCCACCACCUCUCGAGUAUCCGCUGGCGAUGACCGAUGAACAUCACCGACUAGAUACAAUUCUAACUGUGAUUGCAGUGGAGACAGUGGAAUCUGACGACGAAGACGAGGACGAGGCAUCCUCAAUUCUGAAGUGUAACGUGACCCCUUCGGUUGUACGUAACAACAUGUACCUCUGGUACACAAACCAUUGGCACAUGAGUGAUGGUGAUGAUAAUGGUGAUGGUGAUGAUGAUGGUGAAGCAAGUGUAGAUUUAUUUGACAAAGCCACCGUGCGAAACAUACAGUCCUUGCACAGUAAAAUUUGA
Molecule: messenger RNA, 852 nt
Organism: Sphaeroforma arctica JP610
Lineage: Eukaryota; Ichthyosporea; Ichthyophonida
Exons: 1
Source: RefSeq, a predicted model, not a curated record